GUCGGAAGUGCCGGGAAUUGGGAUGGGAACAGAGAGGGAUCCCAGGAAUUGGGAUGGGAACAGAGAGGAAUCCCAGGAAUUGGGAUGGGAACAGAGAGGGAUCCCAGGAAUUGGGAUUGGAAGGGAAAGGGGGACCCCAGGAACAGGGAUAGGGAGAGAAGGAGAGCCCCAAAAAUAGGGAUAGGAAGGGUGAGAGAGACCCCAGGAACAGGGAUGUGGAGAGAAAGGGGGGAUCCCAGGAAUAGCGAAAAGGGGAUCCCAGGAACAGGAUGAGGAGGGAAAUGGGGGAUCCCAGGAAUAGUAUGAGAAGAAUAAGGGGGAUCCCAGAAACAGGAUGAGGAGAAUAAGGGGGAUCCCAGGAACAGGGAUGUGGAGAGAAAAGGGGGAUCCCAGGAAUAGCGAAAAGGGGAUCCCAGGAACAGGAUGAGGAGGGAAAUGGGGGAUCCCAGGAAUAGGAUGAGGAGAAUAAGGGAGAUCCCAGGAACAGGGAAAAGGGGAUCCCAGGAACAGGCAUGUGGAGAGAAAAGGGGGAUCCCAGGAACAGGGAAAAGGGGAUCCCAGGAACAGGGAUGAGGAGAAUAAGGGGGACCCCAGGAAUAGGGAAAAGGGGAUCCCAGGAACAGGGAUGUGGAGAAUAAGGGGGACCCCAGGAAUAGGAUGAGGAGAAUAAGGGGGGUCCUUAGGAAUGGGGCGGGCAGAGGGGACCCCAAACCCCGCUGCAGUUUGGGGCUCACAAGCGCUCAGGGUCCACACAUCCCUGUUUUCCCCCCUGUUCCCAACCCAUCCGUGUGCCGGGAAGGUGAAGGAGCAGCCGGCGGUGUCGGGGAGCCCCCCUGGAAUUGGGUGAAAAAAGGGGGAAUUGGGUGAAAAGGCAGCGGAGGAGCUGGUGGCCAUGGGGGACAGCGGGGUCCCCUCGGCGUGUCCCCAGCAGGAUCGGGAUGUGGCGCUCCCGGAAUGCGGCGACGGUGGAGCCGAGACCCUGCGGAAUUCCUCGGCUGCUUCCAUGGAUUCCCAGAGCAGCAGCAGCGAGCCCCCGGCCCUGGAUGGUUUCCCCCUGAAACAUUCCAACACCUUGACCAACAGACAGCGAGGCAACGAGGUGUCAGCGCUGCCAGCCACGCUGGACACGCUGUCCAUCCACCAGCUGGCUGCCCAAGGGGAGCUCAUCCAGUGAGGAAAGGUGAGAAUUUGGUGAACAAACCCGACGAGAGAGGCUUCACCCCCCUGAUCUGGGCUGCAGCUUUCGGGGAGAUCGAGACCGUCCGGCACCUCCUGGAAUGGGGCGCUGACCCUCACGCGCUGGCCAAGGAGAGGGAGAGCGCGCUGGCCCUGGCCAGCAUGGGCGGCUACACCGACAUCGUCACCAUGCUGCUGGACAGGGACGUGGACAUCAACACCUACGACUGGAACGGGGGCACGCCCCUGCUCUACGCCGUGCGCGGGAACCACGUCAAGUGCGUGGAGGCCCUGCUGGCCUGCGGCGCUGACCUGACGGAGGAGGCGGAUUCGGGAUACACCCCCAUGGACCUGGCCGUGGCUCUGGGACACAAGAAAGUGCAGCAGGUGAUGGAGAACCACAUCCUGAAGCUGUUCCAGAACAAGAGGAAGAAGAAGUGAUUCCCGGGAUCACCACGGCCUCAUCCCGACCAGGAGAAAUCCGGGAAUUUCUGCCCCUCCGUGCACGGCUGCCACGCCUGAAAUCCAGGGA
Messenger RNA from Cyanistes caeruleus (blue tit), 1708 nucleotides. The record is from RefSeq and is a predicted model, not a curated record. NCBI's taxonomy places the organism in Eukaryota, Metazoa, Chordata, Aves, Passeriformes, Paridae.